Messenger RNA from Pelmatolapia mariae (spotted tilapia), 351 nucleotides. RefSeq names its product beta-microseminoprotein-like. The record is from RefSeq and is a predicted model, not a curated record. NCBI's taxonomy places the organism in Eukaryota, Metazoa, Chordata, Actinopteri, Cichliformes, Cichlidae. The transcript is spliced from 3 exons. Bases 1 to 351 code for a protein of 116 amino acids.
AUGUGCGUGUUUCUCUUUCAGUCUUCUCUACAUGUGUUUGUCUGUCUGCUGGGGCUUGUUGUGCUCUGUCACUCUCAAUGCUUCUUUGAGGAGUUAGAGGUCAAAGAUCCAAAUAACCCUCCAAAAGGGUGUGUGGAUAAGGAUGGAAAGCUGCAUGAUUUUGACUCUGCAUGGGUGAGAGACUGCAUGGACUGCUCUUGUACAAGCGAGGGUUUGAGCUGCUGUAGCAAGAUCCCCGAUGCAAACACUGUAGAUGUUCCUGAGGAGUGUGAGCUGGUUGUGAAUGAGAAGGCCUGCUCUGUUAAGGUGGUGAUGAAGUCUGACAAUGAAAAAGAGUGCAGCCCUAUCUGA